This is a messenger RNA of Danaus plexippus (monarch butterfly), 2214 nucleotides long. RefSeq lists its product as uncharacterized. NCBI's taxonomy places the organism in Eukaryota, Metazoa, Arthropoda, Insecta, Lepidoptera, Nymphalidae. The record is from RefSeq and is a predicted model, not a curated record. The transcript has a single exon. Bases 1 to 441 code for a protein of 146 amino acids.
AUGUCAGGCGGCCAGGGCUCCGCGCGGCGGCCGCAGCGCUCGGGAGGCGGCGGCACUAUGCCCGCCAACGGUUUCACGUACAUCGGAGGCGAUGGACGCCACCAUCAACCACAAACCCUCAACAACGGUGCACCAGCGCACCACCUCAACAACGGCUCAUUGCGUUCCUUGCCAGACAAAAAGAACCGCAAUGGCGUCGUCUGUCACCCUGAAAACUUCCAACGUAAUCUCGACACCCGAUAUUCGAGGAAACAGGAGAAUGGUUACAUACGUAACUCGGAAACCAUAAUAGGUUUUCCUCGGGACCGGGAGAGGGAGCACGACUACGAGCGGGAUGUCCCCGACUACAGCGAGCCGGAGUACUCCAUCAUCCCUGAGAGCUACGGCCGACCGGAGGACUUCCCUCGCUCGUGCAGCCGCUCCAACACCUUCAACUGUUGAGGGCGGGGAGCUGCAACUCUUCAACUGUUUGUGAUCUUGUAAUUCUAGCAAUAAAUCUUCAUUCCAUUAUUUUUCCUAUGGAUGGACUUUGUGAUGGACGUAGUGUGCUCUAGAGACGUUGGUGUGGGGGUCCGGUGUACGUUCGACCAGUGAGGACUAUCCUAUAUCGCAUUCGAUUUAAGAGAGUACCUUAUAUGUAAAUUACUAUAGUUAAGUAGUUAUGGAUCUAUUUUUCAAUGAAAUGAAAAGUGGGGAGUUUGAAAGUGAGACUUUCAUAUUAUGUAAGGUUGUAUCGUGUCAUCGUACCGUCAUCAUUAACUAGCGAUCACUGUUCGAAGUCAUUGUAAACGGCGACAUGCUUCAGAGAGCGGUUGUAUUUAUUAUUAGUUUGUAUUGUUUUAUCUUACAACGAAACGGCCUUUCAUAAUUCGAUGAUGCGAACGACUGUAAUUCGUACAAUGUACAGACUAGUCGAGAUAAGUUAUCAAGCGGGAGGCUACGAAGAUCACUCCCCGGUUGUGUCACGAGAUUGUAUUUCAUAGAGUGAAUGAUUUGCAAUUUCAUCCACCGGCGACGUGGAGUGGACAUUUGAUUUUGUACAAAAAAAAAACCAUUCCAUAAGAAAUCUUUUAAUGUCUUAUUUUAUAUAUAAGUAAAUUAGUUAAGUGUGCGUUUAAUAAGACACCAAUAUAUAAAGUAUAUUUAGUGUUUAAUGAGUGUAAAUAUAUUUAUAUUAUAUUGAGAUAUUUAUAAAAUUUAAUACGAUCUUGCUCUUAUAAAAAUUAUCAAAAAAAAAAAAAUUUUUUCCAACUUCCCUGUUCUGUAUGAUUUAAUCAUUUUUUCUAUAAACCGAUAUCCUAACACAUCAUAUUUUAUUAUAUCUCUAGAAUGUUAAUAUUAUGUACACUAAAUUCGUAUAAUGUAGGUACAGUAAUGAAGCACGUUUUCAUAUAUCAAACUAUCAAACUCUCAUACUCUACUCCGACCGGUCUGUUUUCGUUGUCACGUCAUGUCAUAUCGUAAUGUUAGUUUUCUAUGUCACAUUAUUCAAUAUUUUUCACAAACGUCUUGGUCGGGCAUCUCGCCUUCCAGGGAUGCAUUAAACAACCUUCUCUAUAUAUGUCAUAGUGUACAGCUCUACAGUCUACACGCCAGUGAACAUAAUCGCGUUCUCGACUAUACAUCUCGAGUCCUUUAUAUUUUUACGAAAUUCUUAUAAUAUUUUAAAUAUUGAUAUCAUUAUUCGAUAUUUAAAUAUAGUCAUUAUAAUUAUCUCAUCUCUAUAAAACGCCUGUUCUGUAGUAAACACUUAAGGACACAUUGUAAAAUCCCUAUUUAUAUGUAUUAUUAUUUAAUAUGCUUUUUUAAAAAAUGCAACACCAAAGAGGGGCUUGUCGAGAAAACAUUUAAAAAAAGUUACGAGAAUACGGAAAAGGUCUGAAAAUUUUAAUAUUUUUUUUAUUAUAAAUAAUCAUGGUUACUUAUUAAUGAUCAAAAUAAACUCUGUGUUUCGGCCCCUCGUUGGUUUUUUGACUAGCAUUUCUCCGGCCUUUUAUUUUCGUUUGUAAAUAUGAAUGGAGAAUUUGAAGACUAAAGCAAUAUAGGCAUGUGUUAGUGCCUAGUGAAUGCCUAAAAAGUAUACAAAAAAAAAUUAUUAAUACAUAUGAGAAAUUGUGAUUAGGAUAUUCACAUUGUAAUAGAUCAUCGGUCACUUCUAUACUUUAUUGUAGUUAUUACCUACAUACAAACUCGAUAAAUAAAACAUACCUCGAU